AUGCCCACACGCCACGCCACCAUCGCGCCCAGUCUCUCUGAAACAGCUGCAAACAGGCAACUACAAAGAAACAAAGUGUUCAACGGUGGUGCAGUUGUACUGGAAAAGGAGAGUGAUGCGUUUGGGGUCAGCAGAAAGUGGGCGAGUCUGUUGGAAGCGGUGGAGGGGGGCACAGUCAAGAAGUUGGGGGAGCUGCAGGCAUUGGAUGAGAACAUGUGUAUCCCCAACAACACCAGCUGGGACAAGGUCGGGCAGGAGUGGGCGGAUGCGAUCAAAGCAACGCUUGGAGUAUAUCAGAGCUCGUUUGGCGACCGCUUGGUCUCUGUGUAUGUCCGUGGGUCGGUGCCGAGGGGCCUCGCAGUGGCCGGAAUAUCGGACCUCGACAUGCUUGCUUACGUCUUUCAAGACAAUCUGAAUUCCCUGCCUAGGCCUCAUACCACUUCAGCCCCUGAAAACAAACGAUGGCGGGAGCUAGAGCGCCACAAGUCAGAGGCAGUCCACCGGUUCCCGUUCCUGACAGGGAUCGAGAUGCGGGUGGCUGUGCUAGAUCCUUCAUCACAAGAGGGCCUCACAAUAGCAAACGCUCUAUACCGUCAAAAGCCCGAGUCCAUCUUCCUCCAGAACCCCGAAAGACAAACUCAUCAGCAACCCACGUUAAACGCGGUUUCCCCUUCAGAACGAGCAGAGGAACUUUGUCCAAGUUAUUCAGAAGCCCUACUGCCCCUCGACUUUCCCUUCGCUUUUCUGGUCAAAGCCCAGGGUCUCAAGGUGUGGGGUUUGGACGUCCAAAGCCUGCUUCCACCAGAGGCAGCGCGUCCGACGUCUCGGGCCCGUCCGACGCUCCGCGACUCGGUCAAACGGGCGAUAAGCUAUGGGCAAUCGCACGUGGAGGAAGGGGACUGGGAGGCGGCGGGGGCUGUGUAUAAGUGGGCGCUUAAGAGGUGCAUCCGGGCGGGCUUUGAGAGCACGAUGGAAGAACUCGGGUGGAGGGUUUACACCCGCGACCUCUAUUGGUGCUGCCACGUGGCAGCCCAGCACCGUCCCGCGCUCGAACCCGUUCUCGUCCAAGCCCUGUUGCUGUGUCUCGCUGACACCACAUCGGUGGCGGGUUCGAGGAACACGGUAGAAAAUUGCUUGCAGGUCCUAGGUAGCGCUUUUAGUCCGGCCAUACCUACACGAACCGCUCAGAAAGGCAUUGCGAAUGUCAGUCAUUUAGAUAGAAGGCGCGCUUCGCCUAGCACAGCCACGUUUGUAAAGACCCCACCUCAAGUUCACGGCGUAGAACAACAAAACACCACAUCUCAGGCGGAGACGGCCGAGAAUAGCAGGUGGCCAGAAGCAAAGUGGCGCCUCAUUUUGGGCUUACUCGGAAGGAGAAGAGACCUCGAGACGGGUUGCGUGGCUGCGCCUCUGCCCGCUUUCAAGGGCGCCAUUGUGCGGCCGGUUGCUGAGUUUGAGUGGCGGGAUGAACGAGCCCGGGAGGCCGCAGUCAGGGAGCUGCAGCUGAUCCUGAGCGGGUCGCGAGAGGCUCGGCCUGUGAUUCUCCGUGGUGCCGGUGCUGGUCACCCUGCCGUCGGGAAGUGGACGCUCGACUCCCUGGCGGCAGACGGCGGGCUCUCGGGACUUGUCCGGGUGUCUCCCGACUUCAACUUCGUGUACUGCGAGGAGAGCCAUCCAGACGUCCGCAGCGGCCGCGUGUCCGCGCCUAGCCGCACCGUCCGCAUGUCCGUGCACGAGUUUGCGGUGCGCAGCCAGGCGCGACUGCCGCCAUGGGUAGGGCCGCUGCGUGGAGGAGACUACUUCUGGCGGGCGGAACGGUACUACCUGCAAGCGUCUCUGCCGCCCGCGCUGCUGCAGGACCUCCGAGCAGCCCUGCCGCCCUUCGUGGUAGCACGCGGGCAGGCGACUGUGAACAGCGCACGCGUAGAUCACAGCCUUACGCAUGACUUCCACCCUAGAAUUAGUCGUAGCACUGUCGAAACGCAGGGCGAUAGCGAGAAGCGGCGGACCCUGCCGGCAAGCGUAGGACAGACUGAGAGUUCAGCGGCAGGGGACGACAGCAGAAACAGACGUCAGCACAGCGGUGAUGACGUCAGCAAUCAAAUUGACACCGGGCGUAGCAGCACGCAGCGUGGACGAAGCGGAUCAGAAGCGAGCGUUGUCGGUCCCAGCCCGACUUCUUCGAGUGACGUCAGCGGAGUCGCUCGAGGAGGCGUCAGCAAGCGACUCGUGGAUGACGUCAGCGGGCGACGGGGGUGGGAGGUGUCGCAGGAGCCGCGGCUGUGGAUGUCGCCACGUGGCGCCGUGUCGCCACUCCACUUCGACGCGUCGCCGUCCUGCCUGCUGCAGGUGCGCGGCCGCAAGCGGAUGCUGCUAUACGACUCGCGCGACCUGCCGGCCCUGUACCCCUACCCAGACGACCACCCACUGAGGAGGCGGGCACAAGUCGACCCCACGGCUCCCGCCUUGUCUGCCUUCCCUGCGUUUGCGGAAGUUGCCGCGCUCGAAGCGGCACUUUGCCCGGGUGACGUCAUCUUCUUCCCAAGGCGGUGGGCGCACUACACGGAGAGCCAAGACUUCUCUAUGUCCGUGAGCUGCCGGUUCUUCGAGGCGCACUGAACGCCCGCGCUUGAAUGCAAACGGCUGCAUAUACCGGGUCUCAAAGGAGGGACGGUGAUUAGUUCAAGGUGGAUAUCAGUCUGAGUAGGACGGCCUCCCACACAGGUAGACACGCUCGAUCAUAAGUACGCCCAGCGGGACGUGCAUAUGGGGGGCGGUGACGGUGACGCUUGAGUUCUUAGAUGAUACGGUCCGGGCAUGCAGCAAAGGAGGGAGGAUCUAGCGCAGUGGCAUGACAUAAGGCUAAUAAGCGCAGCGAAUCCAUGAAUCUGGUGAGGACGCUCAAUUCCUAUCAGGACCCCUGCUUUGCAACGUCUCUGGGUUCUGGCUUACUUCGCAUCAUGCAUGUCUAACCUACCGAAUCUCGUUUUUACUGAGUCCUACUACCC
Messenger RNA from Klebsormidium nitens, 3008 nucleotides. The record is from the annotation of a GenBank genome assembly. Lineage: Eukaryota; Viridiplantae; Streptophyta; Klebsormidiophyceae; Klebsormidiales; Klebsormidiaceae.